This is a messenger RNA of Cotesia congregata, 2823 nucleotides long. The record is from the annotation of a GenBank genome assembly. Lineage: Eukaryota; Metazoa; Arthropoda; Insecta; Hymenoptera; Braconidae.
CACCUAUUGAUUUUAUCGUAGCUCUGGGAACAGCAGAAGCAGCUCGAGGAUCAAAUGAGGGAAAAAGAGCGGAUCGAGGCGCUGAGAAAGAAAGACAAACAUGAUCACAGCGCUAUUGCUUCUACGGAGGUCAAAUUACGUUUGCAGAGUUUUCUCGUCAAUAAAAAACAGAGAGAAGCUGCAGCAGCGGCUAAUGGAGCCGUGCCCGGCACUCCUGGCUAUAGAAGUUGGAUACAGUCACAGUCCGAAUCGAGCAGUUCGACGAAUACUUCGCAUCCUUAUCGAAUGCCUCAGAUGCUGCAGGAAAAAUUCGGAGACGAUUUUCCGCUUCGUAAAACAGCCUCGGAGCCAAACUUGCUCAAGGUGCGACUUAAACAGCGUGUGAUGGAGCGGAACAUGGCAGCGACACGAAAUUCACCCCUUACGGCACGUCGGAAGGAUCGACUCCUGUCGCAUCUCAAGCGGAAGUCACUCCUCGCAAACUCAGGUUCGAACCCCGAAUCCGGGCCUAAUUCACCGCCAACAGGGAACAACUCCCAAGCAAGUCCUCCUGCUGGCAGUAAUACUCCUAUUCAAGAGGAAAAUGAAAAUAUACAGUAUGGAGGACCUUUAACGAGUAGUAGUCAACAGGGAAGUCUUUCUGAUUUAUCAUUGUUUAGUUCACCGUCAAUGCCGAAUAUAUCAUUAGGAAGACCUCAUGUACCGUCAUCUAGUUCUUCUUCCAGUGGAUCAAAACUCGCACCAGUAUCAGAAGCCGAAGUCCGUGCAGCAUUUACAGCGCGACUAGGUAUGCCAUUAACAGGACAAAUGUUACCUGGAACCCUGCCAUUUUAUCCAUCACUAACCGUAAUUGAGGGCGAGCCGUCAUAUAUUCACAAACAAAUGCAAAAUUUGGAACAGCAAGGAAGCCGACAGCAUACAGUAUAUCAUAAUUCCCCAAUAACGGACACUCAAGUAGCUCACGCAAGACUUCAUAAGGCUGGUCACCGGCCUUUAGGUAGAACACAGUCAGCACCACUACCUCUGGGCCACCCGAUGCUCCAGGGCGGCAUGAUACCGCCCCCGGCGACUCACUACGAAGAUUACCUCGCGGAGAAGCAGCUCCAAGAACAGCAGCAGGCUCACAACUAUCUCAAGCAGCAAAUCCGCCAGACAGUCCUGACCCGGGUGGUCUCACGCAGCGGAGGCGGCCAAGCCAACCAGCUCGAAGAAGCUCCCGAGUCCGAGGAGUCCGAAGUGAUAGACCUCACGGGGAAGAAAGAAGUCCCGGAGGAAAGCGAGAUCUCCAAGCAGCAGCGCGACCGCGAGCAAUUCCUCCAGCAGCAGCGGGACCUUAUGAUGCGACAUAACCUCCAGGGUAACGAGAGUCCGGCCUAUGUCGCCAGCAGGAACUCCCAGUCCGCUCGUCCGCUCUCCAGAGCACUCUCCAGUCCACUUGUUCACCUAGGACCGCAGGGUACCAGUGGAGAUGUGUUUGCAAGGGGAUCUCCUCACCGACCCACCACCGGGCUGGCCUACGACCCGAUGAUGCUCAAACACGCGUGUGUCUGUGGAGAAACGGUUAGAGGUCAUCCCGAACACGGGGGUCGUCUUCAGAGUGUUUGGGCUAGACUUUCUGAGACUGGGUUGCUACAACGCUGCGAUCGUAUUCGAUCGCGAAAAGCUACUCUAGAAGAAAUUCAAACCUGCCAUAGUGAAGCUCAUACACUUUUAUUUGGUACAAAUCCGCUAAACCGUCAAAAAUUAGAUCUAUCAAAGCUAUCACCGCUGCCAAUUAAAAAUUUCGUACGAUUGCCGUGCGGUGGUGUGGGUGUUGACUCAGAUACAACGUGGAACGACCUCCACACGGCACCCGCGGCGCGAAUGGCUGUUGGUUGUGUUGUUGACUUGGCCUUCAAAGCAGCGAUGGGUGACAUAAAGAAUGGGUUCGCUGUUGUCAGGCCGCCAGGUCAUCAUGCCGAGCCGAAUCAGGCCAUGGGCUUCUGUUUUUUUAAUUCUGUAGCUAUAGCUGCUAAACUUUUGCAACAAAAGUUGAAUACCAGAAAAAUUCUUAUUUUAGACUGGGACGUCCAUCAUGGCAAUGGAACGCAGCAAAUGUUUUACGACGACCCACGUGUACUUUACCUGUCAAUCCACCGACACGACGACGGAAACUUCUUUCCUGGGACUGGAGGCUCGACAGAGUGUGGAGUGGGCGACGGACUCGGGUACAAUGUCAAUAUUUCAUGGUCAGGCAUGCUGAAUCCUCCCAUGGGUGACGCUGAGUAUCUAGCGGCCUUCAGAACCGUCGUGAUGCCCAUUGCUAAGGAGUUCAAUCCGGACGUUGUUAUUGUAUCCGCGGGAUUCGACGCCGCAACUGGACACCCGGCUCCUUUGGGCGGGUACAAUGUUAGUCCAUCGUGUUUUGGAAGAAUGACGCAGUAUUUGCUGGAGCUCGCUGACGGCAAAGUCAUUCUUGCCUUAGAGGGUGGCUAUGAUCUCGCUGCCAUUUGUGAUUCUGCUCAGGAAUGUGUCAGGGCGUUACUAGGAGAUGAACCGACUCCGAUUCGGGAUGAAGAACUUACGAGGGUGCCCUGUCAAAAUGCCAUUGAUACUCUACAGAAAACUAUUGCUAUUCAGAUGUCACACUGGCCUUGUGUAAAGUUAGCUGCUCAUACAGUAGCAAUGAGUGCUGUCCAAGCGAGCCAGAAAGAACAUGAUGAAACAGAUACUGUGUCUGCAAUGGCUUCACUAUCAAUGCAGCAGCCGACUAAUUUAACAAAAACGCCCGAACAUUCCCGUGAAGUUUCCGAAGAGCCAAUGGAGCAGGAUGAAACAAAGUAA